Ixodes scapularis (black-legged tick) is the source of this 727-nucleotide messenger RNA. RefSeq names its product E3 ubiquitin-protein ligase PPP1R11-like. The record is from RefSeq and is a predicted model, not a curated record. The coding region runs from base 78 to 560 and encodes 160 amino acids. Gene Ontology annotation, cellular component: nucleus. NCBI's taxonomy places the organism in Eukaryota, Metazoa, Arthropoda, Arachnida, Ixodida, Ixodidae. Gene Ontology annotation, molecular function: protein serine/threonine phosphatase inhibitor activity; protein phosphatase 1 binding. The transcript has a single exon.
UGCCGGGAUUUUCGGGUAACGACCGUUCGCUUUCUCGCCCUAGUCGCCUGUGGUGUCGUAGCUCGCGGGGAAGCGUCAUGUCUCAGACCCGAGUGGCCCAAGUGGAGUCCGGCCAGGAGGUCAAUUCGACCGACAGCGCCAGGAUCGUGCUCAAGCUAACGAGGCCGCCGGCCACGCGGCGGCAGGUGGCCUGGCGCGAAGACACGGUCGACAACGAGCACCUGAACCGACGCAAGUCCAAGUGCUGCUGCAUCUACAGGAAGCCCCGUGAGUUCGGCGAGAGCUCGUCGGACAGCGACGACGGCGAGUGCGACAACUGCAGGGGGCACAAGCAGCGGGCCCGCGGCCAGCCCCGCCAAGCCCAGGCGUCCGGCCGUCGCGUCGGCUGGAGCGCCGACACGGUCGAUAACGAAGACAUGGGCAAGCGCAAGUCCAAGUGCUGCUGCAUCUACGAGAAGCCCCGGGCAUUCGGCGAAAGCUCGUCGGACAGUGACGACGGCGAGUGCGACAACUGCAGGGGCCACGUGGAGCUCAGGAGGGCCGCUCCGUCUGCGGACUGAUUCGGGGGCCGGGCCCCGCCACUCUGAGGCGCGCACGAGUCCCGUCUCCUCUCCCCCUUGAGUGUCUGGACGGCUUCCGUUGUGCCACUGUCGAGGCAGAAACGUCAGAGGACACGCGGGUGUUGUCGAAUGUACGAACGGCGAUAAUAAAUUUCUGGUGAGAGCGA